Messenger RNA from Stegodyphus dumicola, 834 nucleotides. RefSeq names its product putative RNA/DNA demethylase ALKBH6. The record is from RefSeq and is a predicted model, not a curated record. Lineage: Eukaryota; Metazoa; Arthropoda; Arachnida; Araneae; Eresidae. Gene Ontology annotation, cellular component: nucleus.
AAUGACCAAUGAGUAAAUAUUAUAACCUGGCAUGAUUCAACAGUAGGCUAAAAGACGUAAAUGGUAUAAACAGACAUCGGCGUAAAAUGUAAACAUGAUUGCAUAGUUUCUAGUUUUCUGUCAGUUAUGAAAGAUGUACGAAAUUUUAAAAUAAAGGAGUUGCCGGAUUCUGCAUAUUAUAUUCCUCAAUUCAUAACACCAGCUGAAGAAUCAUACCUUCUAGAAAAAGUGUAUGCUUCUCCUAAACCAAAAUGGAAGACAUUAUCAAAUAGGAAAUUACAAAAUUGGGGAGGACUUCCGCAUCCUAAAGGAAUGAUAGAAGAAGAAUUACCGGAGUGGCUGAAAGAUUACGUGAAAAAAGUUAAAGAUCUUAAUAUAUUUGAAGAUAAAGUUCCGAAUCAUGUAUUAGUAAAUGAGUAUCUUCCUGGACAAGGUAUCAUGCCUCAUGAAGAUGGACCUCUCUUUUAUCCUACAAUUGCAACAAUUAAUCUUGGAUCACAUACUAUAUUAGAUUAUUAUGAGAAAAUUAAUGUUUUAGAACAUUCUAAGACAGAAACAGAAAGCAAUUAUGUUGGAUCAUUGCUUUUAGAAAGGUGCAGUCUUCUUGUAGUUCAGCAUGAUUUAUAUCACAAGUACCUUCAUGGAAUACAGGAGAGAGAAGUGGAUAUAAUUAAUAACAAAAUAAAGAAUUUAAAUGCUUGUAAUAAUCCAGUUGGAUGUGAACUAAAAAGAAACACAAGAAUUUCAUUAACUAUAAGACAUGUACCACAUACUGUCAAAGCAAAGUUUAUAUUUGGAGUAAGAUAAUAAAUAUUACAUAUAUUGUUUCAUUGA